AAGCUAUUUCUUAAAGAUAGCUUACUUCUAAAUGCUAAACUUUUAUCAAACAUGCACUAUAACUAGAGUUGAGACAUCUGGGCUAUUUUAGAGCUGGAACCUAUGUAGGCAUGCUUUUAUUGUGAAAGCUCCCGGUGCUGCUGUCGGAUUGCCUUGUCGGCCGGCCUGCUCCACAGAUGGAUCCCAGCUGUGUUUACGCGCUGUCGGCGGGCUUCCUGGCGGCCGCCGGCUCUCUGUGUGCCAAGCUGAGCCUGGGAGCGGACUACCUGAGGGAGAUGUGUGAGUCCAGCCUCGGUGGAGCGGCCCGCUGUGACUGGCUCCACGUCCCUCUUCGGCUGCUGUGUGGAGCAGUGCUGCUCACCUGUAACACCGUCAUGUGGACCAUGUUCUCCAAGGCUCUCCGUCACGGCUCUUCUUCAGCAGGGGCCACGGUCACCACCACCGCCUCCAACUUCAUCUUCUCUGCGGUCCUUGGGAGGCUGAUCUUUGGAGAGACUCACAGCAGCCUCUGGUGGAUGGGCAUCUCUCUCACGCUGUGUGGACUGCUGGUGCUCCAUGCUGCAACGCCACACAAACACCCGCAGGAGGCCGAGAAGAAGGAGAAGUGAUGGAUCACAGAGAGGCUUCUCCUAGAAGCGAGCGUGGAACAUCUCAUUGCACUUUAAACACAUGGAUGACAAAGCCUUUGUGCUGAAAAGAGAACAUAACCAAUGUAAAAAAUGUUUCCUAGGGUAACUUUAGUAGAUAUUGGGGUUAAAAGUGUGAGGGUUUCAACAUGUAAGUUAGAAUUGUUUGUUCGUUUUAGACGAGCUGUUUUCAGCUAAGCUGACUGGUUCCAGCCCUAAAAUCAGAUCCAGCACAUUUUACAGCUCAAACUGGUGGACUGAAAAGUUGCCAAAGGCUCAUUAAUUAAUUAAUUAAUUAAGUUGGUUAAAGCUUUUCUAAGUCCUGGUCACUGGAAUUAGACUGUGUGUUUCUCAUUAGCUGAGAGCUAUUGUUAUGGUUGUUGACUGUGUUUCUCAUCAGUAAUUACCUGUAAAUACACAUCAGUUUGCAUGAAAAUAAAUGUAUAUUUUUGGAUUCAA
Messenger RNA from Fundulus heteroclitus (mummichog), 1085 nucleotides. RefSeq names its product transmembrane protein 42. Bases 177 to 608 code for a protein of 143 amino acids. The transcript is spliced from 3 exons. NCBI's taxonomy places the organism in Eukaryota, Metazoa, Chordata, Actinopteri, Cyprinodontiformes, Fundulidae. The record is from RefSeq and is a predicted model, not a curated record. Gene Ontology annotation, cellular component: membrane.